Achroia grisella is the source of this 7979-nucleotide messenger RNA. It is a transcript of the gene Nhe2, whose product is annotated as sodium/hydrogen exchanger 3. Bases 234 to 3575 code for a protein of 1113 amino acids. Lineage: Eukaryota; Metazoa; Arthropoda; Insecta; Lepidoptera; Pyralidae. The record is from RefSeq and is a predicted model, not a curated record. The transcript is spliced from 20 exons. Gene Ontology annotation, cellular component: membrane. Gene Ontology annotation, biological process: sodium ion transport; proton transmembrane transport; regulation of pH. Gene Ontology annotation, molecular function: sodium:proton antiporter activity.
CUGCGCCCCGCGAUCAAUAACGACUAACCUCAUAACAACUUGAAAAAUUUCUACAAAAUAAUCACCAUCGAUUGAACUCCAUCGCUACAUUGAGGCAUCAGAAAAUCUAUAUCGUUGUUGAACAGUGUAUGGCAAGUAAUGUAAUUACUAAUUAGUGAAGACUAAAUAUGUACCAAAGUAUUGUUAAUAGAAAUUUAUUUUUAUGUGUGUGUGAUCGAUGAGUUGAGUGCGCCAUGACGUCCCUAAAACAUGGAGUCAAUUUGAGCAGACGCGCGUGCAGGCGGGCCCUCGUGCUGUGGGCAGCAGCGAUUUUAUUACCGAUUGUACACGCCACACCUAUUGAGAGCACUACGAGACAAAGUCCGUCCAUUAUCGAUGAGAGCUCCACAUUCCCGGGACUUGGGUUCGGGCCCAUGGGUCCUGUGGUGCCGCUUCCCGGCGAGCCGCUUGGCACCCAAUUGCGACAAAACCAGGAGACCACCACUGAUUUACCGGCCACCAUCAAGCCGAAGAAAGAAAGAACUUUCGUGAUCGCUGCAUUUGAAUUCCACAGAGUGGAGACGCCAUUUUUGAUCGGCCUGUGGAUCUUUUUUGCAAGUAUUGCAAAAAUUGGUUUUCAUAUGGCACCGAGAUUUUCGAAGAUGUUCCCCGAGUCAUGUCUAUUAAUCUUCGUUGGGGUAUUAAUUGGUGCGUUGUUGUUAAGCACCCAUAGCGUGCACGUACAACCGUUGACGCCUGACACAUUCUUCCUCUACAUGCUACCACCGAUCAUUUUGGAUGCUGGAUACUUUAUGCCCAACAGACUAUUUUUCGAUCACCUCGGAACUAUUUUAUUAUUUGCAGUAGUUGGGACUGUUUUUAAUACUUUAACUAUCGGUGCAUCUUUAUGGGCCUGUGGUCAAACUGGAAUGUUUGGAUGCAAUACUCCACUACUCGAUAUGCUUCUAUUUGGUGCUCUCAUCUCAGCGGUAGAUCCAGUUGCCGUCCUGGCUGUUUUCGAAGAGAUCCAUGUUGAUGAGGUCUUGUAUAUAGUAGUUUUCGGCGAAUCACUCCUAAAUGAUGCCGUCACCGUGGUUUUGUAUCAUAUGUUUGAAGCUUACACGGAGAUGGGUCCUUCCCGUCUGAUGUACACCGACUUCCUAGCUGGCUUGGCCUCAUUUCUAGUAGUCGCGUUGGGAGGUACUUGCAUUGGUGUUGUUUGGGGUUUCGCCACGGGCCUUGUUACACGAUUCACACACGAAGUCCGUGUCAUCGAGCCCAUUUUUAUCUUCGUCAUGGCAUACUUAGCGUAUUUGAACGCUGAAAUGUUCCAUAUGAGUGGAAUACUUGCGAUAACAUUUUGUGGUAUUACCAUGAAAAAUUACGUAGAGGCGAAUAUAUCGCACAAAUCUCACACAACAAUCAAGUACACAAUGAAGAUGUUAUCGUCCUCGUCGGAGACUAUCAUCUUCAUGUUCCUUGGUGUUGCCACAGUGAAUAACAACCACGAUUGGAACACGUGGUUUGUGUUGCUCACCAUUGUUUUCUGCUCAAUCUUUCGGAUUAUAGGCGUGUACAUAUUUAGUGCAGUAGCUAAUAAGUUUCGAUUACACAAACUAAAUAGGGUCGAAAAAUUUGUUAUGUCGUACGGAGGUCUGCGAGGUGCGGUUGCUUUUGCAUUGGUGCUAUUAAUAGAUCCUGAAGUGGUGAAGCUUCAACCUAUGUUCGUCACCACCACUAUAGCAGUAAUAUACUUUACGGUAUUCAUACAGGGUAUCACGAUUAAGCCCUUAGUCAAAAUACUAAAUGUUAAAACAGCAGAGAAGAGGAAGCCGACCAUGAAUGAAAGGAUACAUGAAAGGUUUAUGGACCACUUGAUGGCAGGUGUAGAGGAUAUCUUAGGUAAACACGGUAAUCAUCACAUGCGUGACAAAUUUAAGAGAUUUGAUAAUCGAUUUAUUAGGCCGUUUUUACUUAGAAAUUAUCAGGGUGCAGAACCAAAAAUUUUGGAAACUUACUCAAAAUUAGCUAUGAAAGACGCUAUAGAGUAUAUGCAAAGAAACGCUUCAACAAUUGGUAACAUAUCUGGCGCCGAAUCGAUGUCAGCUAUAUUUAAAAAUUAUACGAAUGCAAACUUAAAUGGAAGUCCAAGCUUUAGUCAACUGGACUCCUCAACAUGGAAUAUAGAUAUGCAAGAAUUGGAAUAUAAUCCAUCUAAGAAAGACUUAACUGAUGCCAAAAUUCAUCACUUGUUAGCCGAGGAAUUGUGUAAACCCUUUAGACGUCAUCGGCGACUCAGCUACAGCCGUCAUGCUGUAAAUGAUAGGGACCUCGGUAUUCAGCAGGUGAACUACAAGACACAUAUGAACAUACGACGGCGUGUUGGCGAUCGAAAGCAUCACCAUAAACGCAGUAAACGUGGAAAGCAGGAUGGCAAAAACCAUGUCACUUUCCCCGAAUUCCAGCAAAAUGGUUCGGCUAAACAGUUCACGCACGGUAAAAAAAAGUAUUAUAGAUUAGACUACAUUGACGAGGUGCUGCAGGAGGACUGUGAGGAGCGGGAACCUCGCCGGGAAGGCGAUGAUGGCGGUAUUACAUUUACUGCCAAAUCCCCGCCUGGAUUUAAAGAAGUCAGUCCGACGUCCUCACAUAAAGAGAAUAGUAGUUCGCUUUUAAACCAGUUGGCUAACCUGCCUGGAUUCAAUCCUUUGAAAGCGAGAAUCGUUAAACAAUAUGCUAAAACACCUGAAGAGAUACUGCCGACAGCUGUUGAGAAAUCCUUACCGUGGAGAAGGGACAGAUCCACGUAUAAUUUUGUGCCCAAUGAGGAUAUCCUUGAAGAGGACGAGAGGAGAAUGUCGGAUGAAAACGACACGUACAUGACUGUGGCGGAAACAGCACGGGUCGCCACCCCUACUGCUACGGAGACCAUGUUGCCAUGGAAACGAGAGGAGGCAGAGGGUUCCGGCGCACUCAAACAAUCCGAGUUCCCGUCGUGGGCAUCCAACAAAGAAUAUCUCGCUUAUAGCUCCCCCUCGGCUACUUUCCUAGGUGGUAUAGAGAAGCCAAAACAUCCAAAAUCUAUCAUAGGUCUCUUCAGAAGAGAGAGUUCUGGCUCGGCGCAGGGGGCUAUGGAGGCUGCAGCAUCAGACUCUGAUGGAGGGAGUAGGGGGGAGAGCAGCAAGGCAGAUACAUUAUCUAACAAAGGAGAGAGUACAGGACAAUUGCGACCAGGACCUAGUAUGCUAUCUAAGAGGAGCACCAGCCUUGGAGGUCCUUCAGUGCUGCUGAUGGAGGACGUCGCUCACUCCGACCCAUUGGGUGCAUCGUCUCGCCCUGCCAGCAUAAUGCAAGGGCCGCAUCGAGGACAAUGCAGGCGGGGGUCAAUGUUGGAAUUAACUGGAUCCUUAUCUCGCGAUGCCAUCACAGAGGAAAAGUGCAGUAAAUCAUUACCAGAAAGCGAACGUAUGGGAGUUAGGCGGCUACCACUCGGGCAGCAAAGUCUACCACGGGAGCCUUUUAUUCGCCAACUCACCAUGGCGUCCACACUCCUCACUAGUUCAUCUUCCGACGAAUCUUCUGACGAAAACACCUGAGUACCCCGUCGUGGUGACCCGGACAGGUUACCACUUCUGAAAUACAGAACCCUAGAGUAAAGUGAAUAGACAUUGAGUGUAAUAAACAGUUUCUAAACAGUGCUGUGAAUUUGUGGUGUUGUUUAUUAAAUUAGCUCUAAUAAAUUGACUUAAAUGCGCGUUAAGCACAACUUAAUUGUGUAUAUACAAACAAUCACCUUUGAUAAAAUACACAAUUAAUUACACAAAUUGAAUGUUUAUGAAAAUACCAUUAAUUAAUUGAAUUGAAUUAAGUUAAUUUGUGUUUGGUUAUAUAUGUAUUUAAUUCUAUGUUUUAGAUCUAACAUUAUUUCAGUCUGUUAACAUCUUUCCUCAGUGAAUUUAUUAUUGAAAAUCAUUAAUUUACCUACUAUAUAUAUGUAUAUCUAAUUUGACUUUUAGAUAGAUUAUUUUUGUAUGAUAUUCUAAAGUAAGUAUUUGAAUGAUGCUGAUAAUAUAUUACUUAUCAAUAUUAUAGAUAUUUUGUUAAUUUUAAAUGGCCAUUGUUGCUAAUGACAAUAUAAAAAAAUUGCCCACAAUGUAAUGUAGAUAGGUAUAUAUAGUUUUUUAGUUAGGGCAAUUUAUAAUGUAUUUUAAGUGUCACAUAUAAAUAUUUAAAGCAUCUACACGUGACAAGACUGGGCCUCCAACCGAACCGUCAGGCCAAUCUGUUGGGCUGAUAUCAUGUACUGUUUCAAUAUAUGUAUAUCAACUAUGCAUUCAUCUGCCGACCCCAUUCUUUUCAGCUUGUAUUGUCAGAUCGCAUUAUGCCACACCAUUUAAUUGGGCCUUAAGAAUUUGUGUAGAUCCAACACAUGGGCACUAACCCCCUCCGAGCGAUAAUCAAAAUCCUUACGGGGAUCGAAAUUUCGACAGCCUGAGCCGAGGCUCGAACUCCUAGCGGUGCCUAAACUCAGGCUUAAGACGUAUCCGUCAGGCGGGAGUUGGCCUUCAACCUCUCCAUAAGUCCUUCCGCGGGUUUAGAGUGCCAUCUGCUACCCCCUAUCGUUCGGUGAAGCUGUAAAGGUCGGCUGUGGCCGAGGGCUUUAAAAAAGUCCGAAAAAGAAAGCAUCGGCUCUAAUAAAUGACUGUCAAAUCAUGUCGUGUGUAGGUUCUUUGACUCUUACUUUUUAUACUUUUUUUUUAAUAAUAUGAUAUACUUGUGGUUUUAUUAUUCCGUAGUUAAAAGUGUAGAGAAUAGAACUAAAUGAAUACCUUUUUUUAAGAGGUGUUCUAUGUUUAGACUGCUGUUUUAACGUAGAUAUAUACAGUUGUUUUUGCAUUCUAGAUAACAUUAAAAUAUCUUUAAAAUCCUAUAGAACAACAUUUACUGAAUUUAAAAUAUAUCUAUACUAGCUUUCGAAGCAAAAGAAUUUUCAAAUUACUGCUGUGUAUAAUUGUAAUAUGAAUAUCCAGGGAUUGCAAUAUAUACCUCUCAUAAUAUACUGCUAGUCUGUGUUAAUUACUAUAAAUAUGCAAAAUGAAUAUUGAACACCUAUCUUGCACUUUACCCAGGUAUAUAUGGUAAAAUAAAUAGGUAUAAAACAAAUCAAGGUAACGGCCCAUAAAGAUAUUCAAAUACAAGCUGUUUAUAGAAUCGUGAUUAAGUUAUGAACAUCUAAACAUUUUUUACAAAUUGUUAUAUCAACUUAUUUAUUUAUUUUUUGCCUAAAUUUACUAUUUGCAAUAUAUUUACCUACUGUAGUGUAGGUACACUUCAGGGAUGGAUGGAAUAUCGUAUAUUUAGUAAUAGCUAACAACACUUCUAAUAAAUACUUCGAAAUAAAUCACAAAUGAAUUUCAUUACUGCAAAUUAUUUUAGUGCCAAUUUUAUUUAAAUAAGUAGCUAUAAUAUGUACUGGAAAAUAUAAUAUUAUAUAGAGGUGCUUAGGAAAUUAUAACUAUAGGCUUAUUUAAAACAGACAGAUGUCCUGACUACUUCAUUUAUAGUUUUAUCUUAAAAGUACGUAAAUUAAUUCUGACUACAAUUAACGUCGGCCCCAGCAGUAAAAUAUAUCAGUCUAAAAUGAAGUUACACGUACAUCCGGCCUAUCCUGACAUAACCGGGCCUAAAAAUAAUUAAACAGCGUUGUCAUGUGUGCUAUUAUAUAUAUUUAUAUAACUAGUACAAUUCUAUAUUACAUAACAUUUGUUUAAUUUUAUUACUUAGUUACAAAGAUUAGAUAUGCAUGUAAUUAGAUUUUCAUCUUUUACAUAUACCUAGUUUAUUCCAAGAUUAUGCAGUUACUAGCAUCCACAGAUAAUAUGAUGACCAUUUUUAUCAAUACUACUAAUCUCACUAAACACACAAGUGCUGAUAGCAUAUACCAAAAGGUGUUAUGUUCUGCCCGUUCCUUACCCAUAACAAUAAGCGCCAACAGGAUUUUUUAAAUUCUUUGUUAAUCUGUCAUUCACAAUUGGACAUCAAUGUUUUCGGUAUUGAAAUAAUUAGAUAUAAAGCUUUUAUGAUAAUAAUAAUGUUAAAUAGUUAGUAAGAUGAUGUAACUGUUUCUAAAACAAACUUAUGGAAAUGUAUAUAUAAUAUUUGUCCCGUUUGUAAGUAAUUAGUACAAUAAUAGUUAGUAGGUAUUUAAUUGAUGGAUAUAGAUAUUUUGUUUAAAAUCUAUUUAUUGAAUUGGAUCCAUAUACUUUUGAUGUUUGUAAAAAAUAUGUUCGUAUAACUUUUCAUCUAAACCUCUUAGAUCUAGUGCUUGUUUUAUGUCAGAUGCAUAUAGAUGACUUUUGACGGAAUUCGGUGCUAAAAACCAUGCUAUGCAUCUGACUUGGAACUGAAAUAUUUUCUAGUUAUUAAUGAAUAAUACAUUAAUAAUAAUAAUAUUUUGUGAAUCUAAUAUGGAAUUUGUAGUAACUUAUUGCAUGUACUUAGUCCACACCAGCAUAAUUUGUCGUAAUCUUUACAUCAACGUAAUGCUUUCGUGCAUUUUCAUAGCAUGCACAAUUUUGAUAAAUAUACAUACAUAUGUGUCCCCCUCGACAAAGUAACGAGGGUUGUGAUAUUGUAUAUAAGUACAUAAUAAUUACAAUAAGAGUUGCUUAUUCAGUAUACUUUUAUAAUUAAUUGUUGAAAUUGUACAUAAUAAAGAUACAACAUCGACAAUAGUAUAGUUAGUGUGUUUUAUGUUAUCAUUGUUUGUCGAUUGGGAUGUAUACCUAGCAGAAGUAGUUAAUUUGGGCGGAUAGGAAUAGGAAUUUAUAACUUUACCAUAGAGAAAAUCUUAGAAAUACUUCUCUUAUUUUGUGAAUGAACUCUGGUCUCUUUAUUGGUUGAUAUCAAAUACUGAAUUCCGUUUUAAAUAUCAUAUUUUAUUUCAUUGUACGUACCUAUACUGUAUAAUUACACUUGGCAUGUAACUCGCUUGGAAUUAUCUAUAUCUAUAAAAUCGACAUCAUGUAACGUUAUGUAACUGAAAUGUAUUAAUAGCAUGUCAAAUUGUGUUAAUAAUUAAAACACCAUCAUUUUGACACUAAAUAUCGCUGUAAAAGUAGUAAAUAGUGUAGUAACUUGAUGAACUAUGCGUAUGUAUUUAACGUACUUAUUAAAUAUGAACGGAAAUAAGAGGAACUUUAUCAUCACAUUCUACAAAGGAGAGUAUAUAUAUAUAUACCUACCAAUUUGAAAGGAUAUCAAUGUUCAUACAAAGCAGACUCAGUAUUAGAAAACCAAAUAGUAUUAUGUAAUUAAGUAUCUGUAAAACUAUUUAAUAGUUUAAUCUCAUGCAAUAUCAUUAUGGAAGCUUUUGUAAGAAUAUGGCGUGUCAAUUGAAAAUAAUAGUGCCUAUAUUCAACACGUUAUUAUAAAAAUGUAGUUGACACUUACGCAAUGAUCGAGUGUGCGAAAAAUAUUGUUACCAUACAGUUUUAGCAUUGACAAGAACUUCUGAACUGCCUAGAGGUAUAACAUUCUAAAAUUUUUAUGUAAGUUUUAUAGAAAAAAAAUAGAAUACAGCUAACACGAAUUGGAAACUGUGAAUCUAUAGAUCAUUUUGAUGUAGGUACUAAGUACAUAGUGAAUGUCAGUUAGAAUUUGGUGAAAUAUUUUUCUUAUUGAUCUCUUCAUCCUGUAGAUUUUUUUAUAGAGCAUUUUGUUAUAGGUAAUAAAUAAGAUUAGGGGCUGGUGAAAUAUUUUAUUAAAGAUCUCGUAUGCGACAUACCUGUUCUUUCUUUUCUUAAUAAGUAAGUAUAGAUUUUCCCUCCACCCUUCUUAUAUGAUAUACCUACAACAUAAUUAAAGAGAAACUUUAUGACUUGCAAUUUUCAAUAAAACUAAAUACUUUGGAUUAGUACUAUUUUGUUUAUUUCCGCACUCAUUUAAGUUUGUAUUCACAUGUUUGAAACCAAAUAUAUUCUGUGCGGGAAUUUUAACCG